GUCAUUUGACGUGGUGUUUCACAAAAAAAAAUUAGGAUGAAAAACUCAUAAUGCCGAUGAUUAAUUUUUUGUAAUUUCGUAAAUUAUCUCAAUGAGUUUUUGAGCAAUUGUAAUGAUUAGUGCUUUAAAAUAAGAUAGUAAAUCAGCUGCGUUUCGGUUACAAAAUUCAAAAAGGAAAUGAUGAACGAAGAAACUACAUCGCCGAAUAAAAGAGGUGCUGUGUCACAAUUUUUCCUUCGAUUAUCACAGAUAUAUCAAGGUUGGUUAGACAAGUGGACACCAUACACAAAGAUCCGAUGGGCAGCGUGCAUUGGAUUGAUUUUAAUAUUUUUGCUAAGAGUGUUUAUAUGCCAAGGCUGGUACAUCGUUACAUAUGCCUUAGGAAUUUACCAUUUAAAUUUAUUUAUUGCGUUUUUGACGCCUAAAAUCGAUCCAGCCUUAGAUUUGGACGAUGAUCAAGGGCCCGAAUUGCCGACCAGAUCGAAUGAAGAAUUUCGACCGUUUAUCCGACGGUUGCCGGAAUUUAAGUUUUGGUAUGCAACGACAAAGAGCACCGUCAUUGGAAUGAUUUGUACAUUCUUUGAAGUGUUUAACAUUCCUGUAUUCUGGCCAAUCCUAGUUAUGUACUUUAUAACCCUGUUUUGCAUAACAAUGAAGCGACAGAUAAAGCACAUGAUCAAAUACAAAUACUUGCCAUUCACGCAUAACAAGCCACGAUAUCAACAUGUGGACAAUGCCAAGUGACAAUUAAAAG
Molecule: messenger RNA, 754 nt
Organism: Bradysia coprophila
Lineage: Eukaryota; Metazoa; Arthropoda; Insecta; Diptera; Sciaridae
Product: protein RER1
Biological process (GO): retrograde vesicle-mediated transport, Golgi to endoplasmic reticulum; protein retention in ER lumen
Cellular component (GO): Golgi membrane
Source: RefSeq, a predicted model, not a curated record